Molecule: messenger RNA, 1065 nt
Organism: Trichomonas vaginalis G3
Lineage: Eukaryota; Parabasalia; Trichomonadida; Trichomonadidae
Product: intramolecular oxidoreductase activity, transposing S-S bonds
Exons: 1
Coding region: 1-1065 (354 amino acids)
Source: RefSeq, a predicted model, not a curated record
AUGAAAAAGUUUGAAUACUCACAGAGCGAGUUUGACGAGUCCUUCAGGACACCAUACUUUGCUCUAUUUACAAAUAUGAAUAAAAAUAAAGGCCAAUAUUCAGAUAUUUGGGAACCCAUUACUCGUAAAUAUGCAAAUGACGAUACAGUGAUAUUUUCAGAGAUAGCAUGCCAAUUUCAAGAUGAAUUUUGUUCAAAAUAUAAUAUCAAACUUUUCCCGUAUCUUACAAUGAUACAACGCGGUUAUCCAAAAGGAAUAGAACCAAGAAACUCAACUGAUUUUGAUAAAAUGAUACAAGAUGAAAUUAAAUCUGAAAAGAUUUUAUGUAGAAUAUUUCCAGAUGAAAUUGUUAGCUACCCAGCAGUUAUUUAUGGAAGAGAAGGGAAGACUCAAAGUGAAAUAUGUGACGAGCUCACCCAAGUAUUAGAUAAUGUUCAAGAUCCAUACAAAUAUGGUUACGUUCAAAUAAACAAGGAAUCUCUUCGUCUUCAAGUUAAUAAAAAUAAAGAGAUUCCAUAUACUGGAAAAAGAUCAAAAUCUCAAGUUCGUGAUUUCAUAUUUGAGUAUUCCAAAAGACAGCUUUCAGACUACUCUAUCAAUGCCAGUAAAUCAUCUACAAGACGUGUAGCCUACAUUAUUUACCAUCCAGACAACUUAUCCUCGAUUUAUGAUUUAGGUAAAGCCGCCGAUGAAGCAGUUGGAGAAGCCUUUGUUCCAUUGAUGGAUGUUAACGAAUUCAAUUUAUUCUUCAAUUUUUCUGGAAAUUCACUCGCGAAUGUUGAUGUCCCAGCAUUAUUGUUAUUUAGCAAGCAGAUGAAGAAAUAUUCUAUAAGAACCCGUUUUAUGGAUGAUGUUACUAAUUUCUCAAAAUUUUUAGAAGAUUUCGUUUUAGGUGAUUAUGAUAGAGAAAUGUUCGAAGAACUUGAUCCACUACCAGAAAAGAUGGACUUUAAUCCUAAAUAUAGACUGGCUGUCUCAUUACUUUGUGUUGGUAUCGUUAUUAGUUUCAUUAUUGCUAUUGUCAAGGGGUUAUUCUCCAAAUCAGAACAAACUAAGCUUGAAUAA